This is a messenger RNA of Hemicordylus capensis (graceful crag lizard), 2616 nucleotides long. It is a transcript of the gene CHN1, whose product is annotated as chimerin 1. The coding region runs from base 299 to 1675 and encodes 458 amino acids. The transcript is spliced from 14 exons. The record is from RefSeq and is a predicted model, not a curated record. Gene Ontology annotation, molecular function: GTPase activator activity; ephrin receptor binding. NCBI's taxonomy places the organism in Eukaryota, Metazoa, Chordata, Lepidosauria, Squamata, Cordylidae. Gene Ontology annotation, biological process: ephrin receptor signaling pathway; regulation of small GTPase mediated signal transduction; positive regulation of GTPase activity.
GGAGGGCGAGGGAGGGAAGGUGGUGGCACCAGAGACUCUCCGUUGCCAUGGAAACUCACGCAGUGAUCUGCAAGUCGGGGAAGGCAAGAGGGAGGAGAAGCUGGUCAUGUGGCGAAGCAAGAUGGCUCCCGGAGCCUGAAGGCUGCAGCCUGAGCGCAGCGGUGCGGAGGUGCUGGCGGCAUCGUCCCUCUGUCUCUGCAUUUCUGCGCGCAGCGGACGGGAGAGCUGCAGAGCCAAUGUCCAGCCAAGUCUGCCUGAUCAGUCCCGACGUGAUCCUGCGACUUGCUGCGCCUUUACAAUGGCUCUUACCUUGUUUGAUACUGAUGAAUAUAGGCCACCGGUUUGGAAGUCUUAUUUGUAUCAAUUGCAACAGGAAGCACCACAUCCUAGAAGGAUUACCUGCACAUCUGAGGUAGAAAACAGACCAAAAUACUAUGGAAGAGAGUUUCACGGGAUGAUAUCAAGAGAUGAAGCAGAUCAGUUAUUGAGUGUAGCAGAGGGAAGUUAUCUUAUUCGUGAAAGCCAACGGCAACCUGGAACAUAUACUUUGGCGUUAAGAUUUGGAAAUCAAACCCGAAACUUCAGGCUCUACUAUGACGGAAAACACUUUGUUGGAGAGAAACGUUUUGAGUCCAUCCACGACCUGGUGACAGAUGGAUUGAUCACCCUUUAUAUUGAAACCAAGGCAGCGGAAUACAUUGCCAAGAUGACCAUAAAUCCAAUUUAUGAACACAUAGGAUAUACAACUUUAAACCGAGAGCCAACGAACAAGAAACAGACAGUGCCUGUGAAAGAUACGGUUGAUUGCAAAGAGUCAGGAGACAGUGAAAUAGUAGAAAAAAGGCUGACAUCACUUGUCAGAAGAGCAACUCUGAAGGAAAAUGAACACAUUCCAAAGUACGAGAAGGUUCACAGUUUCAAGGUUCACACAUUUCGCGGACCACACUGGUGUGAAUAUUGUGCCAACUUCAUGUGGGGCCUCAUUGCUCAGGGAGUGAAAUGUGCAGAUUGUGGUUUGAACGUUCACAAGCAGUGUUCCAAGAUGGUUCCAAAUGACUGCAAGCCGGACCUGAAACAUGUCAAAAAAGUAUACAGUUGUGAUCUUACCACACUAGUAAAGGCACACUUCACAAAGAGGCCAAUGGUUGUGGACAUGUGCAUUAGGGAGAUUGAAUCCAGAGGUCUCAAUUCUGAAGGACUCUACAGAGUAUCUGGGUUCAGUGACCUAAUUGAAGAUGUCAAAAUGGCUUUUGACCGAGAUGGGGAAAAAGCAGAUAUUUCUGUGAAUAUGUAUGAAGAUAUCAAUAUUAUCACAGGUGCACUUAAACUGUAUUUCAGGGAUUUGCCAAUUCCACUAAUCACAUAUGAUGCCUACCCAAAGUUUAUAGAAUCUGCAAAAACCACAGAUCCUGAUGAACAGCUGGAAAUACUUCAUGAAGCAUUGAAACUACUGCCGCCAGCACACUGUGAAACCUUACGGUAUCUCAUGGCACAUUUAAAGAGGGUAACGCUCCAUGAAAAAGAGAAUCUCAUGAAUGCUGAGAAUCUUGGCAUUGUUUUUGGACCAACGCUUAUGCGUGCACCAGAAUUAGAUGCCAUGGCCGCCCUGAAUGAUAUCCGUUACCAGAGACUUGUGGUGGAAAUGCUUAUAAAAAAUGAAGAUAUUUUAUUUUGAACUUUACCAUAGGUGUGGGUGUGCAUAUGUUUUCAAUGGACAGCAACAAAACUCCGGGAAUGAUGAAGGAAUCGUUUCAAAUAAUUGAGCCAGCUGCUGUAGCUGACUUGCUAAUGUGAGGUUUUGAUGUAUGAAAGAUGCUUAUUAGGUUGCUUCUGUGGCACCAUUCAGUCAACACUGGGAAAAGAGUAACACAUACUGUACUUUCCAGUCCCAGCAGACUGGGUGUCUCAUCAAGGUACAGAGAAUCUAAGCUUAUAUUAUCUGCUCCCUGUUCAUUUGUGUGUGUGUGGCUUCUGCUGCAAAAGGACACAAGAGGAACAGCACAGCAUCUGUGUUCUGGAAUAGUCUGUGAUUGUACUUUGGCAUGUGUAAAUCUGUUGUGGAUUUGUUUUUAUGUUCCAUAAUUGGUUUCUGAUAUUUCAGAGGAGAAAAGCAGAUUGCUGUGAAACAGGACCUCUGGCUAUUCAUUGACACCACCACCUAUCUUUCUUUUCCUAAAUUGCAGGAUACCUUCUGCUUAAGUUCGGUAAACUGUUUUUUAAUGGUGGAGUAAAUUUCUUUACCAGAACUACAGGGUCAAGCCUAACGUUACUUUAAGCAUACGCUGUCCUGCCCCCAGCAGCUGCUUUUUGACCAGAGAGCUUCCAUUGUCAGUAAUGGGAACUUGUAUCCCUGGUCAAAUAGCAGCCCCUGGGGCCCCACUCAUGCUGUGUAAGAAAUUUUUAAAAAGUAAGCGUGCAGCUGCGUAGCAUGUGCUUAAAGUAAUGUGUCGUUUGCUCCACAUUCUGCCACUUUUAAGUAAUGCCUUUUUGUAUGGUUCCGGUUACAAAUGGCAACACUGAAUGAAUGAGGAUUGCUUUGUUGUUGUUUUGAAUUGUCAUUUUGUAUUUUUACUGGGCAUGCGUAUUAAUUUAUUAAAGUUUUGCUUUAGAAUCUUA